Messenger RNA from Ustilaginoidea virens, 1410 nucleotides. RefSeq lists its product as uncharacterized. The transcript has a single exon. NCBI's taxonomy places the organism in Eukaryota, Fungi, Ascomycota, Sordariomycetes, Hypocreales, Clavicipitaceae. The record is from RefSeq and is a predicted model, not a curated record. The coding region runs from base 1 to 1410 and encodes 469 amino acids.
AUGCCCAUUGUGCCAAUCGCCUGGACAAGCCUGGACGAAUAUGUUGAGAAUCUUUGCGAAUUCAUCAGCUCGCCAAUUGCGCGCCAAAUCACCGGGGGCAUUCACGUCAACGAUGCUCUCAUCCACAAUGCCUGGGCCACGCUACCCAAGGAAUGGACCGACUGGUGGUCCUUGUUUCCCCACCAUCGUCUUGCGCAGCAGCAACUCAUAGACAGUAUCCGCGAAGAAGCCGACCGACCCGAGGCCAGCUCUGAACUUGAUGGCAUGGAUUCGCGCCCCGGCCAGACACCCGAAUCUCUCGCCGCCUGGCUGGCAAGGCUGCAGCAGCUCGCCCUCCCCCGGACGCCACGCGAGGGUCCCACAACGCCUUUGCCGGAAAUCCUCACCCUGCGCAUGACGCCCAAGAAGAUUGCCGAGGUCUCCAAAGUCGUGGCUUACAUCCACAGCAUCUGCCAGAGGAGGAGCAUAACUCGAGUUGUCGACAUGGGCGCAGGGCAAGGCUACCUGUCCGUCAGCCUGGCGUACCUAUUUCCCCAGCUGCGAGUCCUGUCCAUUGACGGCAGCGAAGCCCAGGUCGCCGGGUCGCGGUCAUUCUCUGGCUCUCUGGCUAUAUCCGAGCACAGGCUGAAGCACCUGGUUCACUGGAUCGACGGCUCGCCGGCGCUUGCGAAGCAAAUCGAAGACUGGGCCGACGGCCAGCCCUGUCUCCUGGUCGGACUGCACGCCUGCGGAAGCCUGCCAGAGACCAUGCUCAGGUACUUCACCACGGUGAGCUGCAUCGACGCGGUAGCCGUCGUGGGGUGCUGCUACAAUCACAUCGUCCCCCGCUCGCCCAGCUGUCCGGACGGAUUCCCCAUCAGCUCGGCACUGCAAAGACACAACGUGGUGCUCAGUCCCACGGCCCUGAUGGCGGGUUGCCAGGCACCAAACAACUGGAAGAGAAAAAGCGCGCAAACGAUGGCUGCCGAGGAAGACUCUGUUUUCGAAAGACGUCGCCUGUAUCGCGCGAUACUCGAAAAAAUCUUCUUCGACAAGGGCAUCCCCGUGGCUGCUGGUGCGGACGGCGAGCGGCCCAUCUGGGGUAUUCGCAAGGGCGACGUGGCGAGCUUCACCAAGUUUGCGCGCAGGGCCAUGGAGUGUCUACAGCUUGGGUAUGAGACGGUCCCGACUGCUGAGCUGGUGGGGUACGAAGAGCGGUACAAGGGCUGCAUGGGCCAAAUCUCCAUCUUGUGGACGCUCGGCGUGCUUUGCUGCAAGGUGGUGGAGAGUGUGAUUGCAGUGGACCGGUAUUGCUUCCUCAGAGAACAGGGGGCGCGAGCGGUUGAUAUUGUGCCGAUUUUCGACGUCAAUAUUUCGCCUAGGAAUUUGAUGAUGGUGGCUGAGAAAGAGCCGAACCCCAACCCGUUGUGA